AUGAGGUUCUCUAUCCUUUCAGCCCUGGUGCUGGCGGCCACUACUGCCAAGGCCCAGAAAACCAUGUUCACGAAUCCUGUUCUAUGGCAGGACCUUGCCGACUUGGAGGUCAUUCGAGUCAACGACACGUAUUACUACACGGCUUCAACGAUGCAUUACUCUCCGGGAGCUCCUGUGCUCAAAAGUUACAACCUCGUCGAUUGGGAGUAUGUUGGAAACUCGGUACCCGAACUCAUCUUCGGAGAAGAGUAUUACCUGAAUGGCACUACCAGUGCCUACGUGGCCGGCAUCUGGGCUUCUUCUUUGAAGUAUCGGGAGAGCAAUGGGCUGUUUUACUGGUAUGGAUGCAUUCAGUCUGGUGAAAUGAAGACUUGGAUCUUCACAGCGAGCGACCCCGCAGGGCCAUGGACUGCUCAGCCACCUAUUGACGAAUGUUUCUACGACUUGGGUGUCCUCGUUGAUGAUGACGACACUAUGUAUGUGGCAUACGGAAAAUACAAUAUCAGCGUGGCUCAACUCUCACCCGACGGACUGCAGCCUGUUAGGAACGAAGUCGUUUGGGUUGACCCAGUGCGGUACUUGGAAGGAGCGAGAUUAUAUCACAUCGGCUCUAGUUACUACAUCUGGUUGACCAAGCCUGCCGAUGGCCAGCAUGUGCUGAAAGCAGACAACCCUUGGGGUCCCUACACGAACCGCACCAUUCUCGAUAAAAUGGCUUCUCCGAUCCCAAACUCCGGAACGCCUCACCAGGGCGGCAUCGUGGACACUCCUGAUGGCGAUUGGUGGUACAUGUCCUUUUUGGAUGCAUACCCCAGUGGCCGAAUCCCGGUCCUGGCACCGCUGACGUGGGACGAAGAGGGCUGGCCUGAGAUUGUUACGGAUGAAGCCGGCGGCUGGGGCAAGACAUACCCGGUACCCGUAGAGACAGAAAAGAAGGUGAAAGCAGCCGGAGAGUAUACCGAUCACUUCGACAGCGCAAUUCUUUCAGCCGAAUGGGCUUUCAACCACAACCCUGACAAUUGUGCUUGGAAACUUGGCCCCAACGGCCUCGAGCUACACACGGCAACUAUUACGGACGACUUAUAUAAGGCUAGAAACACUCUUGCCCACAGAAUUCAGGGCCCAAAGAGCAGCGGCACGUUCCGACUUAACCUCGGCAACAUGGCUGAUGGUGAUGUGGCUGGUGUCUCCAUCUUCCGCGACGAGACCGCUUACAUUGGUUUCCGAAAGGAGGGCGAAACUCUGAAGCUUCUUGCAGUUCACGAUCUCAUUUUGGCCGAAAGUUCUGGCUGGCAGACCACCUCCAACGGCACUGUUGUGGCCACUGCCACCGAAUCGGAAGUUGAUCUGUCUGAGAUUGCCAGCGGAGCUACGGAUGUGUACCUCCGAAUCGUCGCAGACGUCCACCCCACCUUUGGUGUUGAGGCGGAUAACCCGAGUCAGCUGUUGUACAGUCUCGACGGAAAGAACUUUACUCAACUUGGACCAGAUUAUAUGCUCCACAACAGAUGGCAAUUUUUCUUAGCAUUCCGCUUCGCGGUUUUCAACUAUGCCACGAAGUCUCUUGGGGGCUCAGUCGUUGUGAAGGAGUUUAGUCUAGCGUCUGUCAAUUAG
Molecule: messenger RNA, 1614 nt
Organism: Colletotrichum orchidophilum
Lineage: Eukaryota; Fungi; Ascomycota; Sordariomycetes; Glomerellales; Glomerellaceae
Product: glycosyl hydrolase family 43
Exons: 2
Coding region: 1-1614 (537 amino acids)
Biological process (GO): carbohydrate metabolic process
Molecular function (GO): hydrolase activity, hydrolyzing O-glycosyl compounds
Source: RefSeq, a predicted model, not a curated record